AAAAAUGUUUUUAUAAACUUUGUCACUGUAUUAAUAACAUUUAAAUAUUUUUAUCAUGUCUGGAUCUGGCCAACACCCGCAACAGCGUCGUCGGUUUUGCAUUCCGACCGUUGAAGAGAUUGAACAGAAUCGUUUGGAAACAGAGCGGCGAUUGGCCCCUUCUGAAAAUAUGGCUUUUGUCAAUAUUGACGUGUCGGCUUCGACUUUUUUUUCAUCUAUGCAAGAGAACAUCUCUACAACCGAUCAGCCGCAACUGGAAAAGCAGUCCGCAGUCAGCAGCACGCCUGGCACUACAAAUGCCAACCAAACGGCUCCGCCUGUUAUUUCACCCGUCAAAAGCUUCAGCCAGUCAGUGCAGGUCAACGACCUUCAAAGGGGCAAUCCAUUGUUGGCAUGCAUAAGGAACGUGCGGUGGAGUUAUAGCAAAGACAUUGUCCCUGACUAUAUUGUUGGGCGCACUUCGUGUGUGCUCUACUUGAGCGUAAAGUACCACCUAUUGCUUGCAUGGUCGCUGGAUGAAGCAGGCAGGUAUAUCGAAUCGCUCAAGGCGUUUGAAAAUCGGCAGCCAGACAUAAUUAGGGAGCGCGUCGAUGACAACUAUAUGGCCAGGCUGACCAAUGCGCUGACUAGCGUCAGGUCAGUCAACAAAACUGAUGUCCUAACGCUGGCGACAAACUUUGGGUCAUUUGAUGGCGUUGCCAAGGCCACUGCGGAUGAAUUGACAUUAUGCCCGGGAAUUGGUGAUCUUAAAGCGCAAAGAUUGUUCAAAGCACUCAACGAGCCAUUCAUUCCUGAAAAGUAGCAUCGAACAGAUAUUGAAGUUUUAAAAAAAU
Molecule: messenger RNA, 833 nt
Organism: Kickxella alabastrina
Lineage: Eukaryota; Fungi; Kickxellomycota; Kickxellomycetes; Kickxellales; Kickxellaceae
Product: restriction endonuclease type II-like protein
Exons: 3
Coding region: 56-802 (248 amino acids)
Biological process (GO): nucleotide-excision repair; meiotic mismatch repair; mitotic recombination
Cellular component (GO): nucleus; nucleotide-excision repair factor 1 complex; ERCC4-ERCC1 complex
Molecular function (GO): damaged DNA binding; single-stranded DNA binding
Source: RefSeq, a predicted model, not a curated record